AUGGUUCAACUCAACCGCCAUCGCACAACCACGGCCCAGCCGAAACCCAGAUACGGCCAUCUGUCCCAGAUUGACCCCGUAUUCGCAACUCUCAAAGACGCUCUCGACAAGAGAUUCUCCGAGCUGUGGUCUUUGUCGCUGGACGAUUUGAAAACUGCGUACCGAAAUGCUCCUCCGGCGCUCCCAGAAGACGUCCCCGUGGCGGGAAGGGACUACCAAGUGUCAGAUCGAGAGAUGUCGACCAGAGACGGCGCAACGAUCGGUUUGCGGAUCUACAGGCCCAUGCAGAGCAGGGCAGGGGCUGUGUUGGUUCUGAAAGCGCAUGGAGGGGGCUGGGUCCUGGGGAACCACCAGGUCGAAGAAGUCGAAAACCGCAUGUUGGCUGCUGCACAUGGCGGCGGGGCCGUGGUCGUCAGUGUCGAUUACCGAAUGGCGCCGGAGUACAAGUUCCCCUACGCGGUCAACGACUGUUUUGAUGCCUUGAAAUGGGCAAAAUCAAUCAUCGUCGCGGGAGGAAGUGCCGGAGGCAACAUCGCGGCUGUCCUCGCCCUGAUGGCCCGCGAUCAAAACGAGUCGGGCAUCAUCGGACAGGUGUUGAACAUCCCCGUCACCUGCCACCCGGAUCUUUUCCCCCGAGACAAAUACGAGUACGGCAGCUACGAACAAAACGACAGUGCCAGCGUCGUCGACGCGCCCAAGAUGCACUGGUUCUGGGAACAUUACAUGCCCGAGGUCGUCCCAGACGUGUAUGCCAGCCCACUCUUGUCCAAGAGUCACGCUGGACUACCACCCGCUCUGAUUCAAGUAGCUGGCCUCGAUCCUCUCCGAGACGAAGGCCUAGCCUACACGGAAGCACUCAAGGAUGCUGGUGUGCCUGUCACUCAAAAAGUAUAUCCCGGAUUGCCGCACGGUUUUUACCUGGUUCCGACCCUGGAACAGACGCGACAGUAUUGGAAAAGCACGGUAGACUUUGUCAAGCAUCUCAGCGCAUCCGCCAGGAUUUAA
Messenger RNA from Fonsecaea monophora, 1005 nucleotides. RefSeq lists its product as hypothetical. Gene Ontology annotation, molecular function: hydrolase activity. Lineage: Eukaryota; Fungi; Ascomycota; Eurotiomycetes; Chaetothyriales; Herpotrichiellaceae. The transcript has 5 exons. The coding region runs from base 1 to 1005 and encodes 334 amino acids. The record is from RefSeq and is a predicted model, not a curated record.